GCAUCGCCGGCGUCAGCCACACCCAGGCGAACGAAGCGGACUACCAGCGAUUGUUUUUCUGUGCGCCGCCGGGUGGGAAAUGGUGUGGGCUGCCUCCAUGUUCAGGCUGCAGCAACCCUCCGUGCCUCGACUGCUUUGCUGGCCAGCAGCUGUAUGCGGACAAGAGGCCUGGCUGCGAUGACGACGAUGAAGGCGUUGGCUGCGUGCCGCCCAAAACUGCUAUGGGCUACAAGGGCCAGCACUGGCCCACCACCGAAAUCAGCGGCACAGGAGAAAUGCACAUCUUCCUCAUCGGAGACUGGGGAGGCCUGGACGGCACACUCGACACGGCCGAGAACCGCCCGGAGAUGAUCGCAUACGACUGGGGCAGGCAGCCAGGGCCUAGCGUCUUCCCAAGGAGUCGCUGGGAUAAGCCGCACAAGGAAAAGCUUUGCGGUCACACGGCGUUUGUGGAGUGCUUCAACACCCGGGGACAGCCUCCCUGUAUCUGCGUCAGCGUUGGGAAAGAGUUUUGCGAAGUCCAGGCUUCCUGA
Messenger RNA from Symbiodinium pilosum, 533 nucleotides. The record is from the annotation of a GenBank genome assembly. Lineage: Eukaryota; Dinophyceae; Suessiales; Symbiodiniaceae.